Molecule: messenger RNA, 2562 nt
Organism: Boleophthalmus pectinirostris (great blue-spotted mudskipper)
Lineage: Eukaryota; Metazoa; Chordata; Actinopteri; Gobiiformes; Gobiidae
Product: mothers against decapentaplegic homolog 6-like
Exons: 4
Coding region: 536-1879 (447 amino acids)
Biological process (GO): BMP signaling pathway; regulation of transcription by RNA polymerase II; cell differentiation
Cellular component (GO): heteromeric SMAD protein complex
Molecular function (GO): I-SMAD binding; transcription regulator inhibitor activity
Source: RefSeq, a predicted model, not a curated record
ACUACUUGUGAGCACGGAGCCCGUCCUGGAGCUUAGCCCCGGGUCUCCACAUCUCUGCGCCGUGACAGGAUUACCGCGGCCGCUCUGACACACCAAACACACGGGCUGAACGCGGAUGAGUUACUGGGCUGAAGGGAGGCUUCGGAAAGUGCAGCUUCGUUAAGUGGAUAAACUUUUGGAUGAAGAGUGUGCGCGUCUGUUUUCGCUGUGGGUGAAUGUAAACCGAUCCCGCUUGGGUCUAACUAUGGUCCGGGGACUGUCUGCGGGAUUUCCACGGAGUUAUGGAGCAGCUUCUCAAACUUGUGCGCUGAUUGUGAUCGCUCUCGCGGCGCACUGAGCGCUGGCUGCAUGUAGCAGCAGAGCGGGCUCCUGGAGCUCUGUAACGCCGCAUAUGCGUGACUCUGUGGGCUCUGUCUAAUGCUGUGGGACACCCAUCACACUGCGAGCCCCCACGGCGCGAUCUGUGCGCGCCGUGCACACAGGCAGAGCGUGGGGCGACGGGUCUAAUCCAUGUGGAGGACUGUGUAGGUUGUCUAUGUUCAAGACGAAACGUGCGUCUCUUGUACGGCGACUCUGGAGAAGCCGUGUGGUCAGCGAGAGCGGCGCGCGGGAUGGAGCCUCGCAGGCUGAUGGCACGCGCGGCGGACCGUGUGCAGAGCGGCGGCCGGUGACCCACGCGGAACCGGGGGAUAUGACGGAGAGCGGCGACAGGGACGAAGAGGAGCAAGAAGACGACCGAGGUGCCAUGUGCGUCCAGCGACGGGUGACGUGCUGUCUGCUGGGGGACUGCUGCCUGCGGACGGCCACACAGGACGAGGCCGGAGCGGAGUGCGCUGAGCAGGGGCUGGCUGGCGCCACACACGCGUUUCUCAAAAGGCUCACGGAGCAGAGUCUGGACACCUUACUGCGGGCCGUGGAGAGCAGAGGGGGCGCGCCCGGAGAGUGCGUGCUGGUGCCCGGCCUGGACCUUCGGCUGGGGCCGCAGCUCGGCUCCCCGCAGUUUGUUACGUGCAGGACGUUCAGGUGGAGGGACCUGCAGCCUUCAGAGCGGCUCAAAGCGCUGUGCUUCUGCCAGAGCCACGGGCACGCGCAUGGCACCAAGGUGUGCUGCAACCCGUACCACUACAGCCGCGUGUGCGCGCCAGACUCUCCUCCUCCCCCGUACUCGCUGUCCCAUUCACAAGAACACAAGGCUGCACUGGACGCCCAAACGGUACCCGCUCCCCUCUCUGGACCCCUCUCCGGACCCCCGCCCACACCCACAGACUGCACAGACACUGGCACCUCGGUGGGCUCUUCCACGGGCAGCCUGCGCUCUCACUGGUGCAGCGUGGCGUACUGGGAGCAGCGCACUCGUGUGGGGCGUCUGUACCCGGCCCAUGACCCCGCUCUCAGUAUCUUCUACCACCUACCUCAGGGCACGGGGCUGUGCCUGGGCCAGCUCCACGCCAACGCCUACCACAGCCGGCGCGGGGAACCAGGGGGCCCUCAGCACCCGACAGGAGGAGGGGCCGGGGCCGCGCAGCAGAGCCGCAAGAAGAUCGGCUUCGGGAUCCUCCUGAGCCGCGAGGAGGACGGAGUGUGGGUGUACAACCGCAGUCAGCACCCCAUCUUUGUACACUCACCCACCCUGGAGGCCCCGGGCACCCGCGGACUCACCGUGGAGCGGGUGCUGCCCGGGUACUCCCUCAGGGUGUUUGACUAUGAGCGCUCCAGCUGGAUGGCACAGCAUGGGGUCAAACCUGACGUCCAGGAGGGCCCUUGGGACCCACACAGUAUCCGCAUCAGCUUUGGGAAAGGCUGGGGCCCCUGCUACUCCAGACAGUUCAUCACCUCGUGCCCCUGCUGGCUGGAGGUGCUGCUCAACAAUCACAGAUAGCACCCACUCAGCCUCCGCACAGCCUUGUUUUCACUGGACUGCAGCACAGGGGCGGGGCCACUCACAAAGGGGUGGGGCCUCUCACACGGGUAGAUCACAGAUCGACAGGUAUUCUGCAUCUGCACCACAGGACUCCCCCCUCAGCCUCUUUUAAGCUCAGUCAGUUCAUCUCCAGCUUGUGAGUGAGCAGAGCGUUUCAGAGCAGCUCUGAUCCCACUGUGUCCAUGACAGAUCGUUAUAGGAUUGGUUUUGUUCAUGUGGAUCUUCUUGGAAAAAAUGAUGAUCCACACUGUGAGGUCACUGAGAGGCACAUGCUCCUCCUCCUCCUCCUGCUUUAGGUUUUUUGUAAAAUUUAAAUAUGAGUAAAUUUGACUGUAAACACUGAGUCCAGAGAGUUCAGUGGUCCUUGUCUGUACCUGAACCAAACCACGCCAUGAGCACCUGUACUAUGCAACCCACUGACAACAAGGCUCCGUAUGUACCCAGAUUUAAUAUAAAGUUUCUAUUAUAUAAAGUAUAUUAUACAUGUAAAUACUUGAGUCCUUUUUACAAUGCAAUUAUUUAUGUCUAGUGUCAUGUGUGUAUGGACAGAACACCCACAAGCACUUUGGUUCCAUAUGCAUCAGGAUGGACAAAGAACAUCCACCAAUCAAAGGGUCUCACUCAGCAAUUCCAUGAAAACG